AUGAAAUUAUCCCUCUUCGCUGCAAUUACAGCUCUCUCGGCUGUAACCCAAGCAGCUGUUCUAGGAAAAGCUUCGACAGAAUCAGCUUCUGAACCGGGUAUCUUAUCUCCGCGAGACGACUCCAAUGAUCUCUACGAGAAAUAUGUCGGAAAAGGCCGUGGUUAUUGGGAGGAGCUGCAAACCGUCCUGCAAAACCCUGAUGCGGCUGAUGUUGCUACAAUCGACUUCGACUCAAGAUGGGAGGCUCGUUCGCUCAAUAUCAUCUCGGCGCCCGCGACUGCGCAGUUCGCUAUGCAAAAAGCCGGACUCAAUACCCAACAGAAAUUUCUGUCCAUCACAGCAAAUCUUAAAACAGACAGUCGAAUCUAUUACACGAACGCUAUGUCACCCUCAAUAGGCGCCAUUAUCGCAAAAAACAACUAUGGACACGUAGUCGGUGCCGCGGCGCCUGCCCCAGACCGAUGGUCCGCCGUGACAUGGUAUCUUUGGAAGCAGGCUUGUAGGCAAGCUAACAAUCAAGACCCAUCGGGGCUUGAUUACAUUUUCCGAGACCACAUCAUCAACGCUCAAACCAAAAAGGCCCUAGAUGCAGCAAUGAUCGCUGCAAAAGCCAAGAAAUACGACCAAGUCGGAACCUCGAUAGUCACCACGUGGACACCGGACGAUGAACAAUUUUAUGCUGCACUCGCAACACCUAAUGGCGUUGGAGUCCUGUAUCUUCUGAAAGAUUAUCCUGCUGGGCUGGGUUGGAAGACCAUUGAAAGUAUAUCGGUAUUCUGGCUUGAUGGCUUCCCAGAGCCAAAUAUGUUUUUCACGCUCAAACCUUUCUGUGGUUGA
Messenger RNA from Penicillium lagena, 837 nucleotides. RefSeq lists its product as uncharacterized. Bases 1 to 837 code for a protein of 278 amino acids. The transcript has a single exon. Lineage: Eukaryota; Fungi; Ascomycota; Eurotiomycetes; Eurotiales; Aspergillaceae. The record is from RefSeq and is a predicted model, not a curated record.